This is a messenger RNA of Frieseomelitta varia, 2122 nucleotides long. RefSeq names its product ATP-dependent (S)-NAD(P)H-hydrate dehydratase (gene Naxd). Gene Ontology annotation, molecular function: ATP-dependent NAD(P)H-hydrate dehydratase activity. The transcript is spliced from 3 exons. Lineage: Eukaryota; Metazoa; Arthropoda; Insecta; Hymenoptera; Apidae. Gene Ontology annotation, biological process: metabolite repair. The record is from RefSeq and is a predicted model, not a curated record. The coding region runs from base 1047 to 2036 and encodes 329 amino acids.
UUAUUAAAGUUAUUUAUUUAAUGAAAAUACAUGUACAUUAUAUCAUUACGCUUUUAAUUUAGAUUGUAAUGUAAAAUCGGAGGUUAUGUGUAUAUUCUUUAAGUGAACUUGAAAAUCUCGAAAUAUUAUAUCAUUCUUCAUCAAUACACUUUAUAUGACAUAAUUUAUUAUGAAACAAUUAUUUAUUUAAUGAUAAUAUACGUACAUUAUAUUAUCACGCUCACAUAAGAUUAGAGGUUAUGUGCGUAGGCUUUGUUUAUGUGAACUUGAAUGAAAAUCUCGAAAUAUUGCGAAUAUUAAGGAAUAAAUCUUACUAUGUACUAUUGUAAAUUAUCAUUACGAGUUAUUAGAUAACACUUUUUUGUAUUUAAAAAAAAAAGACUGCAUUAAUAAAUUGAUACGUCAUGAUACGUAAAAUUUAUUAUAAAAUGGAAAACGCAUGUUAGGGAUAUGAAUAUUGGACACGUAGCAAACAUUUCAAAGAAAAUGAAUAACAAAUAGAUAACAUAUUUAAAAUAUUCGUGCAGAAUAACUUUUGUUACACCUCUGGUGGUUAUAUUGACGAUGAAUGUUAUUUUAAACGUGAUUCACCAAUUUUAUUCAUUCGCGAAAUCAUAUUUAUUUAUAAGUGACAUAUGAACUUUCGUAAUCGGUCAGAAAGUUAAUGACUGAUAUUGAAGUGACAAUUGUUUUUGGAAGUUUUCAAUUGUGCACCUGUUAAUACUUUCAUACCGUUUAUCUUAAAAUUUUUUUGUCUUUUUUUUCUUUCUGUACUGCUUUUUAUGUGUGGCAAAACGUACUUGGAAGGUGUUCAAAUUUUUCAUCCGUAAAAAACGUAAACAACAUAUGCAGUUAAAAAAUUAUAGAUAAAACUAUAUAUUUCAUAGGUUACAGGUUAUCAAAUUUUGUAUUUCUGUGCUCUUGUUCGAUUUCUACUCAAUUAAUGUCUCUCAUUCAAAGACAGUGUUGUGUAAAUCAUUAAUUACAUAUUAAGAACAUCACAGUUUGCCUCCAGGAAUUCAAUCAAGUAUCCAUUAGUUUCCAAGAUGUCUACAUCUAUGUCAGUUGACGAACGUAUGUUAAAAGGAAUAAGAAGAAUAAUUCCAAAUUUGAAUAAUACCAAGUACAAAGGUCAAGAUGGUCGAAUUGGGAUAUUUGGCGGUAGUACUGAAUAUACUGGUGCACCAUAUUAUGCAGCAAUGAGUGCACUCCGCACUGGAUGUGACCUAGUUCAUAUAUUUUGCGUGAAAGAAGCAAGCGUACCAUUGAAAUCAUUCAGCCCAGAGCCUAUUGUUCAUCCAGUUUUAGACCAGUAUGAUGCAAUCAAGCAAAUAAGACCAUGGCUUGAUCGUUUACAUGUGAUUGUGAUUGGGCCAGGUCUUGGAAGAGACGAUAAGAUAUUUAAAACCAUUGUUGAAUUAAUUUCAAUUUGUCGUGACAUGAAAAAGCCACUAGUGAUCGAUGCUGAUGGAUUAUUUUUAAUUAACCAGAAGCCUGAUAUCAUAAAAGAAUAUCCAGGUGUUGUUCUUACUCCAAAUGCGAUGGAAUUCAGUCGUCUUGUGAAAGCAGUAUUUGACAAAAAUGUCCCACCAACGCCAACGGUUAAAGCCAAUGAUGUUAAGCAUUUAGCAGAUACGUUUGGGAAAAAUGUAGUUAUUUUGCACAAAGGAGCUAAAGAUGUAAUUGCAGAUGGGCACAAAGGUACAGAAGCUGUAUCGUGUGGAUUAGCAGGUUCUGGAAGAAGAUGCGGGGGUCAAGGGGAUUUGCUAAGUGGAGCGUUAGCUGUAUUUUGGUGGUGGGCUAUCUGUGCAGGAAGUAGUGAAAGUGCUUUAUCACCUCCGAUAGCUGCAUGUUACGCUGCAUCUAGAUUAGUGAGAGAAUGCAAUGCGUCUGCAUAUAAGAUAAAGCAAAGAGGAAUGCUAACGUGUGAUAUUCUAGAGCAAAUACAACCUGUCUUUGCCAGAAUUUUUGAAACACAUUGCAACAAAACAUCAUCAUUCAAUGGGAGAAGUCGAACACGAAGCACUGAUUCCUGAAUUAUAUCUAUAAUAAUUUUAAUCUUUCAUUGUACCAACGUUUAAUAGGAUACAUUUCUGAACAUAUUAAAUUAUGGAACAAUAAA